This is a messenger RNA of Zasmidium cellare ATCC 36951, 1074 nucleotides long. RefSeq lists its product as uncharacterized. Gene Ontology annotation, molecular function: 4-hydroxyproline epimerase activity. The transcript has a single exon. The record is from RefSeq and is a predicted model, not a curated record. Bases 1 to 1074 code for a protein of 357 amino acids. NCBI's taxonomy places the organism in Eukaryota, Fungi, Ascomycota, Dothideomycetes, Mycosphaerellales, Mycosphaerellaceae.
AUGAGAUCCAUCCGCACAAUCUCCAUCGUGCAAUGCCACGCAGAAGGCGAAGUAGGAGACGUCAUCAUCGGCGGCGUCCUCGACGCCCCGAGCACCUGCAAGACAAUGUACGAAAAGCUCCUACACUUCCUGGAUCCCCAGCGAGACGCCAUCCGCAACUUACUCCUGAACGAGCCGAGGGGUCGCUCGUCCAUGAACACGAAUUUGGUGCUCUCACCUUGCAACCCGGAGGCGGUCGCUGGUUUUCUUAUCAUGGAAAGCGGCGAGUGGGCGCCUAUGUCUGGCUCGAACACCAUUUGCACGGCGACGGUUCUGCUGGAAACCGGUAUGAUCCCUAUGCAUCCGGGCAUCAAUACAUUCUCUUUGGACACGGCCGCGGGCCUGGUCGGCGUCACGGCCGAGUGCACGCGGGACAAAUGCCAGAGCGUCGAGCUCGACAACGUCCCCUCCUUCGUCUUCGCACUAGAUAAAGAAAUCGACGUCCCGGGCCUAGGCGUGAUCAAAGUGGACAUUGCGUACGGCGGCAUGAUCUUCGCGCUGGUGGACGCUGCGUCCUGUGGACUGAGGAUUGACAAUCUGCUCGGUCCGAAAUUGAUCGAUUGGGGCGAGAGGAUUAAGAAGGCGGUUCAGGAGCAGUAUACGCCUGUUCACCCCGAGAAUCCGGGGAUUCGCGAUGUCAGCGUGCUGGAGUGGACGGCGCCGCUGGAGGGAGGUGAGAAUGGCGACAAGACGGCCGUGAAUGCCGUCGUGGUCUCGCCCGGCCGCUUCGACCGCAGCCCUUGCGGUACGGGGUCAUCUGCGCGCAUGGCGGUCCUGCACGCGCGAGGGCUCUUGAAAGAAGGCGAGAUUUUCCGCCAUCGAUCUAUCAUCGUGACCGAGUUCGUCUGUCGGAUCAAAGGCACGAGUCGAGUGGGUGAUUUCGAGGCCGUGAAGACCUCGAUCAAGGGACGUGCGUGGAUCUCCGGCACCAAGCAGGUGUUUCUGGAUCCUGAGGAUCCGUUUCCUGAGGGGUUUCGUGUGGGGGAUCAGUGGAAUAUGAGGGAGGAUGCGUGUUUGCCUUCGUCGGGGCGAUGA